This is a messenger RNA of Musa acuminata subsp. malaccensis (wild Malaysian banana), 2416 nucleotides long. RefSeq names its product ETHYLENE INSENSITIVE 3-like 3 protein. Gene Ontology annotation, cellular component: nucleus. Lineage: Eukaryota; Viridiplantae; Streptophyta; Magnoliopsida; Zingiberales; Musaceae. Gene Ontology annotation, molecular function: DNA-binding transcription factor activity; DNA binding. The record is from RefSeq and is a predicted model, not a curated record.
GGGCUGGGAAUAAAGCGGUAGAGGGUCCGCGCGCCCGCUCGAUUCCGGUUUCGGUCAAAAUCCAACUUGAUCCCUCCGCCGUCACCGCCGCGCGACCAAAUCCCCGGUGUCGGUCUCUCGCGUCGCCUGGCUAAGAAGAACAAGUCGGAAACGGGAGCCUCCGACGAGCGGCGGCGUCUUCACCUCCUGUGGAAAUAAAUCCUUACGCGUCGCCUCUCCGACUCCCAGUCCGGUUUUGAAUCUGCCUCGUAUGAGCAGGGGGGAAGAAGGUUUGUGAGUGGAGUGAAUCAAGGCUUGUUGGCUAGUGUUCACCUGUAUCAUGGAUCAUCUUGAUAUAAUAGCUCAGGAAUUAAGCAGGGAUGCUUCAAAUUUCGAGGUGGAUGGUGUCAAGCAUAACAAUCUCGACGAUAAUGAUGUCAGCGAUGAAGAAAUCGAAUCAGAGGAGUUGGAGAGAAGAAUGUGGAAAGAUAGAAUUAAGCUUAAAAGAAUCAAGGAACGGGAAAAGUUUGCCGCCGAAAGUGCAGCUUCGGAGAGGUCUAAGCCAAAGCAUACAUCUGACCAAGCUCGUAGGAAAAAGAUGUCCAGAGCACAAGAUGGGAUCCUUAAGUAUAUGUUGAAGCUAAUGGAGGUGUGUAAUGUUCGUGGGUUUGUUUAUGGAAUCAUUCCUGAAAAGGGAAAGCCAGUAAGUGGUGCUUCAGACAAUAUAAGAGCCUGGUGGAAGGAGAAAGUGAGGUUUGACAAGAAUGGACCUGCUGCCAUAGCCAAAUACGAGGUAGAGAAUUUUGCUGCCCAGAAUGCACAGAACAGCAGGAGCAAACAUCAUCAUAGUCUUAUGGAUCUCCAAGAUGCUACGCUGGGAUCUCUUCUAUCAUCAUUGAUGCAACACUGUGAUCCACCACAGCGUAAAUACCCAUUGGAGAAGGGCAUCUCACCACCUUGGUGGCCCUCUGGUAAUGAAGAAUGGUGGAUAUCUUUGGGCUUGCCAAAGGGUCAAGGACCCCCAUAUAAGAAGCCGCAUGAUCUAAAGAAGGUGUGGAAGGUUGGGGUACUAACAGCUGUAAUCAAGCAUAUGUCUCCUGAUAUUGAAAAGAUCAAAACCCAUGUACGGAAGUCAAAAUGCUUGCAGGAUAAGAUGAGCGCCAAAGAGAGCUCCAUCUGGUUGGGAGUUCUGUCUAGAGAAGAAAUGACUGUCAAUCAACUCUGCUGUGAUAAUGGGAUGUCUCAUGUAAUUGAGAAUAGUGGUCACAGGCGGGAUAGGGAGGAGCCAAACAGCAGUAGCAAUGAAUAUGAUGUUGAUGUCCUUGAAGAUGUUUCGGGAUCUAUUUCAUCCAAAGAUGAUGGGAUAAAUCUGCAGGUUGAAACACAAGCUUGUGCAGGGAAUAUAACACCUACUUCGAGGGAAGAUCGCUUAGCUGAAAAUUCCAAUCAACUUGGUUUAAGCAAGGAUAAAACGAGCCAACAGCCAAAGAGAAAAAGACCUCGUGGAAGUGCUGUAUCUGUUGACAAGCAAAUGGUUGCCACUCAGAGUGAGCGCAUGCCAGAGGAAACAAGAAAUGCUACUACAGAUAUGAAUGGUGCCGCUCUGACAACAUUGGCUCAUCAUAGGCCAAGUGUCAACCGCGAGCCUUGUAUGAACCCCAACUCAACACAUCAAGAGAGAGAUUCUGGAAGCCAAUAUCUGGUACCACAACCUGGGAUUAGCAACUUGGCAAGCUUCCCUUGUGUUAAUGUUGCUUCAGAAAACAUAUAUAUCGGUGGCCAACCAUUACCAUAUCCAGGACUUGGGAAUAGUGAACCGCAGAAUGCUACCACAUAUGAUACGGGAGCCAACGAUGGAUUAUAUAGCUCAUCAGGAGGCUUUGGCAUCUUGCAAGAUAAGCAGCAGCGCCCCAUGUCGAUUACUAAUCAUGGAAUAAGGUCUGACAGAAGCAUUAUUUCCGUAGAGAACAAUCUUUAUGAAAAUGUGAUGGCACCUAAUGCAAGUUCGCAUACAGUCACCGGCGAGAUGCAUCUAUUCCUAGAUGAACCAUUCUACGGUGAACCAGAUAAGCUAGUUGACAAUUCCUUUGGUGCACUGCCACUAGAUUUUAUCAGGAUCGGCAGCACAGAUCUGAUCCCUGACCUUGGUGACAUAUUGCAAGAUGAUGACCUGAUGGAGUAUUUGGGGACAUAAGUAGAAUUGUUGUCAUUGUUUUCUGCUAAAUUUGCCGGUUUAUGUUUUAUCCGAUCAACUAUCUCCAAGGAUAAGGUUGCAAAUUCUCUUCAGACUGGUUGGUCUCGUCACCACCCUGUUCAUUCAGAGAGAAUGGUAUCGCCUUCUAGUUGAUCCUUGAAAUGGUAACAUGCUGAAUAUAUCAUUUGAGUUUUUGGUUGGCACAAUGGUCGAUCCCCUCAACAUGCUGCUGUUCAUCCUCAA